Molecule: messenger RNA, 3113 nt
Organism: Castor canadensis (American beaver)
Lineage: Eukaryota; Metazoa; Chordata; Mammalia; Rodentia; Castoridae
Source: RefSeq, a predicted model, not a curated record
UUUGCGUUCGGGGCGGAGGCGGCGCGCGAGCGAGCUCCUUGGCCUCGAGCCAGCGAGCCUAGCAGGAGAGUGGAGAGUGUGGAUCCCGGGACGGGAGAGAGGACAGGCGGGAUGGCUCGGGGGCUUUGAGGUCCCUGCCCGGCAACUCGGUCCCCGUCGCGUUUUUGCCCCUUCUCGGUGACCUCAACCCGUUUAUAUCGACCCACCUCCCCGGAGCCGCAAGGACCGCCCCGCUAGGGGGCGGAGAUUCCGAGCGCGCGUUGAGCCGUGCGGGCCCCCGUAGCGGAGCGGCGCCCGCAAGUCCCCGGGAAGGAAGGCAGGCGGGCAGGCAGGAGGCCGGGGCGGCGCGCGGAGCGACUGGCGCGGUCAUGUGAGUUGGGUCCCGGUCCUGAACAGCGGGGUGCUGUGUCCCUCCCGCACCUCGCGGACGCGGUGCUGCCCUCCAGCCCCGGCGCCGGCACUUCCGUGUUGGGCUUCGGCCCGCGCCGCCGCCCCUGCCCGCUGGGAAGCCCAGUGACUUCGUGUGUUGGUCACGGUCUGUGGCCCUUGGCCUUUCCAUCUCCCAUCCCAAGGCUCAAACCAGUCGCAUCGACUGAGAGCCUUUCCCCAGCGUCGUCUUUAUGCUUUGUUGUUUUGGUGAAAAUAACUUAGUUGAAAGCAAACUCUGAGUUUCUGCAGGCCUCCGUUGCUGCAUCAUUCACCACAAAAUCGGAAAGGAUGUUUUUCUGGGAUGUUCAUUAUUCCUUCAGUUACUUUAUUUUAAAGUGGUUUAUAAUAAAUCCGGCCUUUUUCUACUUUACUGGCAACAGAAUUUCCAAUGACUGCUUCAGUCACAUAUAUUAAAACGGAGCUUUUGUGAAGAUUCACUGGCCAACGCUUGUAUUUCAGUCGCUAAAAAGAUGUAAACCAUGCAAAAUUUUAACCGUUUUAAAGUUUGAGCUUAAAUGUGUUUUCCCUUUUUCAGGGCCGACUACUGGAAGUCACAACCAAAGAAAUUCUGUGACUACUGCAAGUGCUGGAUCGCAGACAAUAGGCCUAGUGUUGAAUUUCAUGAAAGAGGAAAAAAUCAUAAGGAAAAUGUGGCAAAGAGGAUCAGUGAGAUUAAACAGAAAAGCCUGGAUAAGGCAAAAGAAGAAGAAAAGGCUUCCAAGGAGUUUGCUGCAAUGGAGGCAGCUGCCCUGAAAGCAUACCAAGAGGAUCUAAAAAGACUUGGCUUAGAAUCAGAAAUUCCAGAGCCAAGCAUAUCACCAAUAACUACUACUAUACCACCCACCUCUGCAUCAAGUCAACACAAAGAAAAGAAGAAGAAAAAAAAAGAUCCUUCAAAGGGUAGAUGGGUAGAAGGCCUAACUUCUGAGGGUUACCAUUACUAUUAUGAUCUUAUCACAGGAGCAUCUCAGUGGGAGAAACCUGAAGGAUUUCAAGGAAACUUAAAAAAGUCAGCUGUGAAUGCCAUUUGGGUAGAAGGUUUAAGUGAAGAUGGCUAUAGCUAUUACUAUAACACAGAAACAGGAGAAUCCAAAUGGGAAAAACCUGAUGAUUUCAUUCCACAUACUGGUGAUGUGCUUUCUAGUAAGACCAAUGAAAAGUCACUUGACACCCUAGAAGAAUCCAAAUCUUCAGAUUCACUUAGUGAUUCCAGUGGGGAACAGGAAGCAGAAGGAGAUAUCUCUGCAGAAAGAGAAAAGCUAAAAAUAAAGUUUAAGGAAAAAAAUAAAAAUAGUGAUGAAAGAACUGACCCAGAAAUACAGAAAGAAAAAUGUAUACAAAAACAGAAUUCACCAGGUCCAAACGAAGAAAAACCUAAAACCCUUAAAAAACCAAACCCAUAUGGAGAGUGGCAAGAAAUUAAACAAGAGGUUGAGUCUCAUGAGGAAGUAGAUUUGGAACUUCCAAGCACUGAAAAUGAGUAUGUAGCAACUUCAGAAGCUGAUAUUGUGAAAACAAAAGUGGUAUUUAAAGAAAAAACAGUCACUUCUCUUGGAGUUGCAGCAGAUGGAGUGGCCCCAGUCUUCAAAAAGAGAAGAAUUGAAAAUGGAAAAUCUAGAAAUUUAAGGCAACGAGGUGAUGAUCAAUAAUUGUAAAAGCUUUUUUGUAUGUGUUUUGGACAGAAUGGAGACUUACACUUCUUAAAGCCUCUCUGUUUCUAAUACUUCAAUACUCAAAAUUUAGAUUUAUUCUAAAUGUAUUUUAUGUGAAUUAAAAUAAAUUUCUUUCAUGUGAAAUUUAUUUUUUUCCAAAAAUGGAAACCUACCAUAUUGCAUUAUAAUACAGUGUAUUAUGUUCAAUGUCUAAAAAAUGCUAAUUAUGUAAUAAUUUAAGAUGCUAUGUGUCUGUUAUUUAAAAUAGGAAAAAAUUAGACUUUUAUUCCUCUCAUUCCUGUGAACAUAUUUAUCUUGCAUUGAAAAAUGCAUUUUCACAUUAAUGUUAACUGUGACCUGAGACAAUAAGAAUCAGACCACAUAAGAAAAAAGUCACACCUCAGUGACAAUUUGGACCUGAGAAUCCUAUCAGAAGCUCGAUAUAGAAAAUGUAUAUUGGGGACUGGUGGAGUAGCUCAAAUGGUACAUCAACUCCCUAGCAAGUAUGAGGCCCUGAGUUCAAAGCCCAGUACUGCCAAAAAAGAAAAGAAAAAAGAACAAAUGUCCAGAAAAUGUAUAUUGGCUUACCUUAGCCAUCUUAAAGUCAAAGGCCAGAACCAAGAGCAGCCCAGGUAGUUCAGAUACAGAGCUUAAAAUGGAGCAAAAACUGGACCAAAUUUUAUUUCUCCCAAUUCAAUUCAAAGCAAGAAAAUGCUUGCUUUGAGCCAGGCAUCAUACUAUGAAUCAGGGAUAUAAAAAUAAAAGAAGUGUAUCCCUGUUCUUCAGGAGUCCACAUUCUAGCACAGUUCUUUUUUCCCCAUCAUGUACUCUUUUUAGCAGCCUUAUAUGUACUGGAAAAUGUUUUUUAAGGUUUAUUUAAAGCUAUGUAGAUAAAGGCUUGAAUUAAAAUAGUAAACUUUCUGACUUUAGUAAAAGUUUUUAGUGUUCACUUAAACAUUUUAGAAAUUUCCCAUUUCCUGGUUAAAUGUCUUUAAAAGCAGAAUUUUAUAUUUUUCACAAAUUGUACAGUAU